Apus apus (common swift) is the source of this 670-nucleotide messenger RNA. RefSeq names its product mitochondrial ribosomal protein L27 (gene MRPL27). The coding region runs from base 33 to 455 and encodes 140 amino acids. Gene Ontology annotation, biological process: translation. Gene Ontology annotation, molecular function: structural constituent of ribosome. NCBI's taxonomy places the organism in Eukaryota, Metazoa, Chordata, Aves, Apodiformes, Apodidae. The record is from RefSeq and is a predicted model, not a curated record. Gene Ontology annotation, cellular component: mitochondrial large ribosomal subunit; ribosome. The transcript is spliced from 4 exons.
UCCCGCCGGAAGAGGAGGCGGCGCGAGGGAAAAUGGCGGCGCUGCGGCGGCUGUUGUUUCUAACGCCCCCCCAGACAAGCCUGGUUGCUGUCAGAUGUGCAUCUAAAAAGAGUGGGGGCAGCUCCAAAAAUUUAGGUGGCCGCAGCCCUGGGAAGCGCUAUGGAUUCAAAAAAGUAGAAGGGGCCUUUGUGCACGCAGGGAACAUCCUGGCGACCCAGCGGUUGAUUCGCUGGCAUCCCGGGGCUCAUGUGGGGAUGGGCCGUAACAAGACACUCUAUGCCCUGGAGGAUGGGAUUGUGAGAUACACCAAAGAGGUCUACAUACCCCCACCCCGCAGCAGCGAGAGCAGGGAAGUGAUCUGUCGUCUACCCAGAGGAGCAGUUCUUUAUAAAACCUUUAUCAGUGUUGUCCCUACCACAGAAGUAGGAAGCUUUAAACUGGUCACCAUGCUCUGAGCUUCCUGCCUCACAUGGGGACAGAUGGGAAGAAGCAGCUGGAACAGACAGACCACUCCAGCUGGACUGGCAUCGAAGAUCAGGAAUAUACUAGCUCUGAAGAUACCAGUGCAGGACUCUGUUGUCUUGCUAAAGGACUUGUGGUCAGUGCUCAGGCACUGGGAUCACCUGCUGGUGUUUGUGAGACUGUGUAAUAAAUGCUGUGGGGUGCUGAA